This is a messenger RNA of Cercocebus atys (sooty mangabey), 2109 nucleotides long. Its product is annotated as proline-rich proteoglycan 2-like. Lineage: Eukaryota; Metazoa; Chordata; Mammalia; Primates; Cercopithecidae. Bases 1 to 831 code for a protein of 276 amino acids. The record is from RefSeq and is a predicted model, not a curated record. The transcript is spliced from 5 exons.
AUGUUCGGCGGCGGCGGUGGCGCUCAUGCGUCUCAUUCAGCACCUCCUUCCGCGGGGCCUCCUUUCCCUCGGGGAGUCCCCGCCCGCGGGGCCGUGACUAAGCGGAGUCACCUGCCGCCAAGGGCUUUCCAAGAAGGGCCGCGCCCCGAGCUUCCCGCCCGCGGGAGCAACACUGCCCCCGCGCCCCACCCCUCGCCCCGCCGCCCGCCGGGGUCUCCCAAGCCCGCUCUGCGCAGGGCGGGGUUCUUCCUCUGCAGCGGGCAGACCGUGGACCGGGGCGCCGGACAGAGGCUGGAGGGGGGCCUAGGUGGGGGGAAUCCCCGGUGGCUGUCCGCUCCCCACCCCCACCGCGGCCACCAGUCACCGCUCCCAGGCGGGACCCCGAGGCUUGCGGGUGACUCUCGAGUGGUGGCCGCCCUGUGGCCCAGAGGGCCCGGUCGCAGGCGGGUGGGUGAGCGCAGAAGGACGCUGGCCCUGGACUGCUGUUUGAGGGGCCCAGCCCCCUCCUCACAGCUCAGCACGCUGGAGCAGUCUCAGGCUGCCUCACCUCACCCAGCCCCUGGGUCAGCUGAGGACAUGGCUGAGGCGCUGCGGCCGCCUGCCGCUCUGGAGCCAGCCACAGACAGGCAGCGCCAGGGAGGUGUGCAGGCAAAGGCUCUCGCUCUGUCCAGCGGGCACCACUGGCAGUGGACGGCGACGGGGAGGGGCCUGCACUCUUGUGAAUCCAGAGACCGGCACCAGCUGAAUGAAUGUCCCCAGGACGUCACACUGGCCCCCUCUAUCGAUGGCCCUGUGCUAAUGAGACCAGAUGAGCAAGAUGUGCUUGGCUGAGGUCCAGGCCACUGUCCAGGGACCGCCAUGAGCGUCUGUCCGCCUUGGUGUCAGUGGGAGCUGGCUCGUCCUCUGGUGGGGGCCGUCCUCUGUGGCAGGGUGUCCUGUGCCCUGGCGGGAGCACUCCUCACCAGGUCGUGACAACCCACAGCACCUCCAGAGGUGGUCCCCUGUCCCCUGGGGGACAUGACAGCUGCCUAUUGAGAACCGCUGGCUCACAGAACAUCUCAUCCUGCGGAUCCCGCCCAGUGUCUGUUGCAUUUGACCAAGGGACGCGUUUACAGCAAAGUCAGGGGUGGGCUUGACCGGGGGCAUUUCUAGAAGCUUCUAGCCUGACAAGGCAUGCCCUGUGGGGAUGAAAGCCACCCCCAGGACCUGUGUAUGCGCCAAAGCAAGAUGCUGGGGUCUGGGAACCAAAGUGGAGGCCCUCUAGGCCCUGCAGUCCCCAGUCCCGGCUCCCACAGGGUGGGACUCCCCCAGGGCUAUGGCAGAGUCUCUGCCUGGGCUCGGAAGGACAGCGGAGGUCCACAGUUCACCCCAACCUCACUCUUCCAAGUUCCCCUUUUCGAAAGAGGCCCCGGCAGCGCAGAGGUGCGACGGGGCAGGUGCAGUGGACAGGAGCCGUCCGAGUCCCGGGAUCCGAGCCGGGCAGGGCGGUCCCACAGCGCCACCUGUCGGCCGCGCGCGCCCAGGUCCUCAGCCCGGGCCGGGCGACUCCGAGGGGCGGGAGCGCGUGUGCGGCCCCGCGGUCCGCCAGCUGGGCCCGGGCAGGGGUCGCAGUCUGAGGCUGGGUCCGCUGCGUCGGGCGGGAGCUGGCGGGGCGCGGGCGGCACCGCGUGGGGAGGGGCGGGCCAGAGUCCCCCCCAGGAGGCGGAGCUCCCGGUCCCAGCUCCAACCCCAGCCGCGCAGGCGCCCCUCGAGCACCUGGGCAGGUGGACCCCAGCCCCACGGUCCCAAGGACCCUGCCUACGCCCUCGCCCCUGCCCCGGCCCCGGCUCUGCCCGCGGGGUCGUCCCCCAUUCCUGCUCAACCGCCCCCGCCAGCCCCCGUCCCCCGUGUCCUACUGGGACCCCUCCUGGCUGGCCCCGACCCCCCGCUGAGGACUCCCUAGAGUUCACUGGCGACAAGGUGGAGACUGGGGUCGUCUCUGCUGCGCGCCCGGGAUCCUGCUCCCAGCGUCCGGAACCGGGGCCCCUGCCCUGUACACCUCCUGUCCUCGACGCCCCCAGCCUGGACAUGGGGGUCAGUAGUACCAGGACGGUGCAUGGUCAGGGAAGG